Molecule: messenger RNA, 849 nt
Organism: Seminavis robusta
Lineage: Eukaryota; Bacillariophyta; Bacillariophyceae; Naviculales; Naviculaceae
Source: the annotation of a GenBank genome assembly
AUGGCCAACAAUGCCAAUGAUGGAGCCUUUGGGUUGGAAGACGUGCCGGAUUUGCCUGAAGCACCCAUGGAACAGCCCAAGUACAAUCGGGAUUACCAUGGACUCUUCCUCAAAUUCAUGAGCUGGCUGCACAAGAGGACGUACACCAAGGCGGCUCGCUUCCAACCCAGUGCUUUGGGCGGCAUCCAACCACAUCACGUUGCCGACUACUUGAAAUGCGUGCACAAGAAGGCUAUCUCGUUCUACAUGCCCAUCAAAGGUACCACAUGGAAUGGAACCUCCGGCAAUCCAACCAAGUCCGAUCCUGUGAACGAAGUGGUCAAGGAAGUCAAGAAAGCGGAGACUCAACACCGCGGCAAGAAGUCCUGUGCCAACAGGGAUUUGACGGAAACAGAGUAUCGCAAGGUGGUCCAUGAACUCUACGACAAAGGGAGCUUUGAAGAGACCAUCCGUACAGCCUGCAUGCUGAAGCAGCAAGUCCAUCUCAUCACCGGGACGGAUGACAUCUCUAAGUUGAAGUAUUCCGACUACAAGCUGCAUCCAGACUUCCCUUUUGCGCUCAGUUGCAAGGUGCAUUGGUUCAAGAAUAUUUCGGAAGAACAACAAUGCCCUGAUCAAAUCAUUCUUGGAUUGUUGGAUACCGACUUUUGUGCUAUGCUCGGAUUGGCGAAUUACAUGGAGGCGUCCUUCAACUACGGGUAUGGCGCCGCUGGUCGGGAAAAUGCAUUCCUCUUUACUCCCGAAAGCGAUCCCAAGUUGGCUCCCAAACACUGCAACGCUGCUAACGAGGCGUUUUCUCCCACGACUCAGAAGACCAGUGACUCACCCCAGUCGGAGGUCAAGGGAUAG